Messenger RNA from Paramacrobiotus metropolitanus, 4055 nucleotides. Its product is annotated as protein groucho-like. The record is from RefSeq and is a predicted model, not a curated record. Bases 961 to 3492 code for a protein of 843 amino acids. The transcript is spliced from 9 exons. Gene Ontology annotation, cellular component: transcription regulator complex; nucleus. Lineage: Eukaryota; Metazoa; Tardigrada; Eutardigrada; Parachela; Macrobiotidae. Gene Ontology annotation, molecular function: protein binding; transcription corepressor activity. Gene Ontology annotation, biological process: negative regulation of canonical Wnt signaling pathway; regulation of DNA-templated transcription.
GGCUGAUUUGGUGGGUUCCUUGACAUGGAAAAUGGAGUUGUAGAAUUUUCUUGUCAUCUUUUUUCCCCACAUCUGCCACACAUAAUCGACUAGCCAAACAUGCCAACGGUUAUAUGGCAUUUUUCUUUUGCUGUUUUUAAAAUGAUACAGAUAUAAAAUUUUAUUGUUUAUCGAUUAUGAUGUGAUUAAUUUGGCCGUUUUACGUGUUGUGUAGAGGCCUGGGCAUUGUUGGAAGAGCAGAGAGUUGUGGCUGGCUGCUGUCUGUCAGCAGCAUUUAUUCAGACUCUCUCCGCUGCGUUUGCCUUGUCUCUGCACUCUGUGUGUAUGUGUAUUUUGAUCUUGACGCAAACAGGACAGAGUGCCGCUGUUUACUCAAUGCCAGUAAUCUGCACAGAUACAGGUUUAAAUUAUCAUUCAGCAUAAUAUUUGCCCAAUAUAUCACACGGACACUUUUCCAUCGUUUAUAUUCUCCGUUUCCCCCAUUUUGAAUAUCGUGAUCAACCGUUUUCGUCACACGAUAAUACCACCCCUUCAUUCUGCACCGUCGCGUGCAUGUUUUUUCCUCCUUUGUCAUCGUGACUGUGGGGUGUAAUCGUUGGAGUGGAUUUGAGAAUUCUUCGGUUGUACAGUGCCAUAUCCCCGAUAUGUGACAUACUUUUGGCUGGGUCUCGAUCUGUCGCAUUGCCGUUAUCUGGGAUUUGAUCAUGAUAAUAUAGUUUUCCUUCUGGUUUGAUUGGAAUUUACCGGAAUCUCCUCUCGCCACGAUGAAUCCCAGCAUGAUGGACUACUACAGCCGCAUGAUGCAGCACGAGCACAACAUGCGCAGCGGCCCCCCAGGGAUGCACGGCGGCCCACCUGGCUCCAAUCCCGAAGAGCGCGCCAUGGCCGCGGCCGCCGCCGCCCAGAUGGCGGCCGCCGGCGGUCCCAACGCCCCCAACAGCCAGGGAAGAGCGGGCCGCCAUGGCGGCCAUGUUCAAUGCCAGCCGCCUGGGCCUGGGCGGGCCGCCGGGCGGAGGCCCCCCGCCCAACCUACCCACGCUACCGCCCGAGGGCCUGCGGACGCCGCAGUUGCUGGAUGAAAUCCGCAAGGAGGUGGCCCAUCUGCAGGGGCUGUGUACGCGCUGGGAGCAGGAAUACGCCCGGCUGAACGCCGAGAAGAUGGAGUACCACCGCAGUCUCCUGCUGUACUAUGAAGUGGUCAAUGCCACGCAGAUGGAGGCCGCCAAGAACAAUGAGCAGGUCAAACGCCUGCACAAUGCCAUUAUGAUGGUUAUGCAGUAUCUGCCGCAGGAUAUGCAGAUGAACCUGCGGGUCCAUAUGGAACGGGCCAUGACGAUUGGGCCGGGCGAGAUUGCACAGUUGGCGGCUGGCGGUCCUCCUCAGGGUAUGAUCGGCCCCGGCGGCAUUCCCAUGGGCCCAGGCAUGGGCGGGAUGCCGCAUCCAGGGAUGCUCCCUCCGGGAUUCCCCGGCAUGGGACCCGGCGGGCCCAACAACCUUAGUCAGAUGCUGGCUAUAACCGGCAAUCCGGGCCUGCAUCCCUCAGUGUCCUCGGCGCCGCUGGCUCUCCUUCCCCCGCCUCCCAGCGAGCCGGGCCGGGCCAGCGAGCUGCAGAAUCGCGCCUCCGCCAUGUCGUCCAAUCAGGGCUCCUCCUUAUACAUGGAUCAUGAGCGACGCAAUUCCAUAUCGCCCAGCUCGCCACCGGAAAAGGACGCCAAUGAGGGCGGACGCCCUGGAGCUGGCGGUGACAAAGGAUCCGAACGACGCAAUCGUUCUCCGGAUGAUUCGAGUGACGAGUCUAACCAUGUCAAUAAUAACCGCUCCAAUGACAACCAUCGCAGCGGGAACAACAGUAAAAAGCAACGCGUGGGCGAGAAACUGCAGAAUUCGCACGGCGACGAUUCGGACAAUGACAGUGACGGAGUGGACGGGGAUUUGGUGGUGGAUGUGUCCAACGAUGAGGAUUCCUGCUCACCCGCGCCCAGAGGAAAUGCUGGCGCUGGUGGUGGGGGCCUGCAGCAGAACGGUGAGGUGGGCCACAAAGACGGUCCCGAACGAGAAACCGAGAUGAAUCAUCACGCUAGCAAGAAAGCCCACGAACGCCCCCACAGUCCGCGCAGUGGACGCUCCUCGGCGUCCAGCUCGACCUCAUCCAAGCGGGAAAUCAAUGAUAAAUCAAACGCAUUGCCUCUCCUGAAGACUUCCCCACCCAACGGUGGCCCGGCGGUACCUCUGAGCCAUAAACCCAAACCGCUGCCGAACAAUAACAGUAUGGGCGGACCGCCGUUCCCCUUCGACGCGGUCCCGCCGGGACCCGGUCCGAUGGGCAUCUACCCGUCGUACGGACCGUCUCCCUUCGGACGUCACGGUCCUUCCAUGGUGCCGACCAUGCCCGGUGGACCGUUUGAUCCUCAUGCACACGCUCGCGGUCCCAUGGGCAUGAGUCCGAUGGGAAUGGGUGGGCCUCCCAGUCGCAACGAUCGGGGCUUCUCGAUGCACAGCAUAGGUGACGGCCAGUUCACACCCACCCAGUUUCCUCCUGACGUGGCGUCACGGCCCGGCAUCCCGCGGGCACUGCACCGUGUCACCAGUCUCAGCCAUGGCGAGGUGGUGUGCGCCGUGACCAUCAGCCAUCCGACCCGCUACGUGUUCACGGGCGGCAAGGGCUGUGUGAAGAUGUGGGAUGUGUUCCCCAACGGGAACACCAGCGCCCCGACUCCUCCUCUGAAACCGGCACACGAAUUGGACUGUCUGGAGCGGUCCAAUUAUAUCCGCUCCUGUAAAUUGCUACCCGACGGCAAGACGCUGAUUGUCGGUGGGGAAGCACAGACGCUGACCAUCUGGGACCUCAACGGCAGCGGUACACCCAAGGUCAAAGGAAAACUGUCGAGCGAUGCACCGGCCUGCUAUGCGCUGGCCAUCUCCAAUGACUCCAAGUUGUGCUUUUCAUGCUGCUCGAAUGGGAAUAUCACCGUGUGGGAUCUGCAUAACCAGAAGGUCGUCUCGCAGUUCUGUGGACAUUCCGAUGGGGCCAGCUGCAUUGAUAUUUCCAGUGACGGGCAGCAACUGUGGACCGGCGGUCUGGACAACACCGUCCGCUCGUGGGACAUCCGCAGCAACAAACAGGAUGUGCAGAUGGAUUUCAAUUCGCAAAUCUUCAGUCUGGGCUGCUGCCCGACCGGCGAAUGGGUGGCCGUCGGGAUGGAGAACUCCACGGUGGAAGUGCUGAGCGUCAACGUGGCCAAACGCGACCGCUACAAACUGGAGCAGCACGAGUCCUGCGUGCUGUCGCUGAAGUAUGCCCAGUCCGGCAAGUGGUUCGUCUCCACGGGGAAAGACAGUAAGCUGAACAUCUGGACGAAUCCGCACGGGUUGAACGCCGUGUCCGAUAAGGAGCCGGCGUCGCUGCUGAGCUGCGAUGUGGCCGCCGAUGAUCGGUUCAUCGUCACCGGGGCGGGUGACCGGAAAGCCGUGUUGUACGAAGUCAUAUACUGAUCUGCGACACAUGAACGCGGAACGAUGGAAACGGACUGAUUAUACAGUUUCUCAUGCACCAAAGACAGUUUUCCCCGCAUGGUUUCUCUCUUUCUCCAUAUUUUUGAAUAUUUUGAACAUUAUGCUGGCGGUUGUCGGCCUGUCGCUCGCUUUAUCUCUUCGCUUUCUCUCGUGCACUGUAGAUCUGCUGUAGAAGCUCGUUUAUGCUGACCGCGUUUUUUGGGGCAGCUGCUUCCGUUUGUUGAAUCGAGUUACAACCCGGAGUUCGCUUUUAGCUGUUUUUAUCUUUUUAAUUCAACGUUUGUUUUUCAGUUUUUCAGCAUGGUAUGUUUGGUGUAUUGAAUAGUCGUUCUCAUCUGUUGGCCAGCGACUGUGUGCCGCACAGCUGUUUGUGGCUCGGCUGCGGUUGCUGGAUUUUGUCGGUAGCUACUUUUGACUUUUCCCGUUACAGUUCCUGUUCUUAGCAAUUUUUGUUUUUACACAUUUUAUCUGGUUUUAACGUUUACCGUUUUAUCUCUUGUUCAGUUAUUCAACUUAUCAUGGAAAUAAAGAAAUCUCUCUGA